Meriones unguiculatus (Mongolian gerbil) is the source of this 4356-nucleotide messenger RNA. RefSeq names its product DIRAS family GTPase 2 (gene Diras2). The transcript has 2 exons. The record is from RefSeq and is a predicted model, not a curated record. Gene Ontology annotation, molecular function: GDP binding; GTP binding; GTPase activity. Bases 502 to 1101 code for a protein of 199 amino acids. NCBI's taxonomy places the organism in Eukaryota, Metazoa, Chordata, Mammalia, Rodentia, Muridae. Gene Ontology annotation, cellular component: plasma membrane. Gene Ontology annotation, biological process: signal transduction.
GCAGGCGCCAUUGGAUCCCCGGUGGCCACCGCAGCGACGGUGCCUCUCCAAAGCCAGAGCUUGAGGAGGGCGGAGCCGGAGGCAGCGAGGCCCGAGCCCAGGAGCACCGCGUGGGAGGAUCGCGCAGGGCCGGGCGAGGGUGCAGGCGGUGCACCGGCCGUGCGGGACGCGGUGCUGCCGGUUGCAAGGCUGCGUAGAGCCCUGGCGGGUGCGCGAGGCAGCGAGGGGCAGAGCGGGGCGCAGGGCGGUGCACUGGGCGGUGCACGGGAGGUGCAGGGCUCUGGGCAUUGCACGGGGGGUGCAGGGCUGGGGGCGGUGCAUAGGGGCGGUGCGGGGCGCAGGGCAGCUGACGGCGUCACCGGGCGGGAGCAGCGCGCGCUCCGCCUCGCCAGCCACCGCAUCGCCGCGCUCAGCGGGUCCGGAGCAGCGCCUGGAGACGUGCCGCGCGGAGCCGGCUCUCCCCAGGCACCUCGUGGUCACUAGCGGAGCUUCUGAAGCAACAUGCCGGAACAGAGCAAUGACUACCGGGUGGCCGUGUUCGGGGCAGGUGGCGUUGGCAAGAGCUCCCUGGUUUUGAGGUUUGUGAAAGGGACCUUCAGGGAGAGCUACAUCCCGACUGUGGAAGACACCUAUCGGCAGGUGAUCAGCUGUGACAAGAGCAUAUGCACGCUGCAGAUCACCGACACGACCGGCAGCCACCAGUUCCCCGCCAUGCAGCGGCUCUCCAUCUCCAAGGGCCACGCCUUCAUCCUGGUCUACUCCAUCACCAGCCGGCAGUCCCUGGAGGAACUCAAGCCCAUCUAUGAGCAGAUCUGUGAGAUCAAGGGGGAUGUGGACAGCAUCCCCAUCAUGCUGGUGGGGAACAAGUGUGAUGAGAGCCCCAACCGGGAGGUGCAGAGCAGCGAGGCCGAGGCCCUGGCGCGCACGUGGAAGUGCGCCUUCAUGGAGACGUCGGCCAAGCUCAACCACAACGUCAAGGAGCUCUUCCAGGAGCUGCUCAACCUGGAGAAGCGCAGGACCGUGAGCCUCCAGAUCGACGGCAAGAAGAGCAAGCAGCAGAAGCGGAAGGAGAAGCUCAAGGGCAAGUGUGUGGUCAUGUGAGGGGCCUUGGCACGGAAGAAGCUGCUGCCCUUAGGGCCCCUCCCCCCGCCCCUCCCCCCCGUGAACCCCAUCGUUGUCAGGGCAGCAUGUCUGAUGCCCACGUGUUAAACACUGCAUUUGGCUGUGACACCCUGCAAUGUCCUCAAGAGGCGUUCCGUGCACCCCAUCAGCCCACCCCUCAGGAGGUGCGGAGUCCGCCAUGCUCUCGGCGUGCUAGGAAGCCGAGGCCGGUCCUGAGCGGGCUCCAGCCAUUGGAAGGCGAGGGGACUCAGAGCUGCGGACACAGGAGACGUUGAGAGUAGUGGGUAAAGCAUGUGCGUGUGACAACAGGUUAGCCCAGAGCCACUGGUACCAUCCCACAUCAGGCAACCUAGUUCCGAAGCCGCUGACAUCUCAGGGGAGGAGCAGACAGUUAAAGGAGGCGAGAAACUGGCCGGUCCAGCGUGGACCUGUGUGCCUCAGUGGUUCCCGUUGAUGCAUUUUAGUGGCAUUAAAGAUAAAACACCAUAGCCCCCUCCAAGUGAUCCUCACGCCAUUCCUACUGACACACUGGGGGAGGGGGGAUGCUGACACUUCCUCAAAGCCUUCUUAGCAAGUUCCGUGUCAGCCUGUCAGUGGUACACACACUUCCUGCGCAAUGCCAAGGCCACUUGUGGCAUGAGGCUGUGUCAGCACUUCUUUCGUUUUUUUGAGUCAGGACAUUGUGACAUCAUGCAAACAUCGCAAUAACGCCCGUGUGUGUGUGUGUGUGUGUGUGUGUGUAUGUGUGUGUGUGUAUGUGUGUGUGUGUGUUAUACUUUGAAGGUUCUAGAAACUCGAAUUUUCUUUCUUUUGACCUUGGAGGGUUGCCACUUCCUCCAGCCCUCAGAUUUUUAAAUAAAAGCCAAUAAAGUAGGCAUUUUUUAGACUUCCCCCUCCCCCUCCCCCAAGAUGGUUUUCUUGUCUUAAAUAACUCCACGUGUACCCAGCUGGGAAACAGCCAACCAGGAGCGUCGGAUAACCAGAAGCACAUCCAUUUUUCUAAGUGACAAGGGCGUGUAGGUGCUACGCGUUGCACCUUCAUGGAAUACUUUGAAACAGACGCUGUUUGCUGUGUUUUUAAGGAUCUCUCUAUACUGGAAGUAGACUGCUAGGAAAUGCAUUUAAUCACUAGUAAAUUUUCUCCUGGCUCCUUGCUAAACGUCCUGAAGAGUUCCUCAGUGCAGCAAGCGUCUCCCAAGGACUGUGCAUGCACCCUGGAAUCUUCUGAACCAAACCAUAGCCACUGCUUGAGGGUCAGCCACUGAGGUGGCUGCAGAUAGCCUGGUCUCUCCUUUCUGGGCACAGUGCCCCCAGCUUAGUCUAACUUGCUUGCUCUCCUGGAGUCUGGCUGAGUUUUGAUUCUUGAGAGUUCUUACUUCCACAGCCAACAGGAAGGCACUCCUGUUUCACCGAGUAGGACAAACCCAUGCUAGCCUCAGUGCUGGAGCAUUCUCUCAGCCCUCCUGCCACUGACCGGUCAGCAGGGAGAGGAAGCUGCAGCGCUGUGGGUCUAUACAGUUGUCUAAUGACCACUGGGCAGAGGUCCCUGUGCUGGUGUGGUGUGGUAGCCCUCUUGCUCCAUCAAUGUCUCCGAAGCACACUGUGUUCAGACACCCUCAUUUCCUUCAGUUGCCUUGUCUGGUCUGGCCCCCUCUGCUCUGUCAGUUAUAACGUACCCUGGUGAUAUGUGGAGGGCCAGGGAGGUCCCUCAGAAAUUUGUAUGGCUCAGUGAUCUUGCCAUCCCCAGGGACUUCUAGAACAAAAGCCUUGGCGCUACCUGGGUAAGCAGGCCCAAAGAGAAAUGAGGAAGCCCAGGAGCCAGCCAAGAGCUGAAAUUACUUGUGCCCAUUCCAGACCCUCUCUGAGCCUCUUCUAUCAGCUCCUUCUGUUCCCAAAGGCCAUUCUCUAGCACAGUAAGAUUGAGUUGUGGAAUUUUCUGGAAUGUCUUUAAUUUGCUGUUCCAUUUAUUUCUAUUUCUGUUCUCAGAGAAAAUUAUCACCUUGUCAUUUAGGUGCAGAAAUAGUGAAGGAAAGACACGACUCUCUGGCUGAUAUGAUAUAUAUCAUAUAUAUCGCAUGUAUAUAUCCAUAUAUAUGAUAUAAGUUUGUGGCGAUCCCUUCUCGUGAAGUAAAAUCCUGUUUAUCACAGCAAGUGUAGCCAGGCUUUAGACGUGAGCGUUUCUACAAGCUUCCCUGCUCCUGGUGACCACACGUCAGGGCUCCUUCAGCCCUUUGUUGUUUUGGUCUCCAUUGACAUGAGCAUCUUGCAGGCACCGUUCACAGUCUUUGUUCCUUUCUGUUCUGCCUGUGCACUGAGGGGGUGGGAGGUCAGGAAGCCUUCCUCCCUGGCUUCCUUCAGACACUCCUUCUGUAGAUGAGGCUCCACACUCGCAAACUUCCCUCUGACUCAGGGGCUGAGUACACAGUACUACUGGGCCAAUGGCUUUCAGCUUGGCUUUGGUCCCACCCCAUGUCACGAAGCUGAGGUUCUUGGUGACAUCCUACACUGCACAUGGGACUGGACACUUGUGACCCAGCCCCAGCUCGUUAUAAAACUUGAAAUAUUGCUUUGAAGAUGGCACUCUGGGGUUAAGCACGGGGCUCCAUGAGUUCCCUAAUCCCCACUGGUCCCCUCUCCAUUCAGUGACAAGCCAUGGGCACGCAUCCAAUGCAUCAAGUCCAACACAAGAGCAAUAUCCAAUUGUCCAAUAGAUCCAAAAUUAUAUAUAUAUAUUAUGUAAUUUACCUUCCUGCACUUUUGAAGUAUAAAGUAGUAAAUUGUACAUAUCUAUCUCUAUAUAUCCAUACGCUAGUAUAUCUGUUUCACUGUUUGUAAUACUUGAGAAUUGCUCAUUCUUUGUAGAACAAAACAAAUGUAUUAAAUAUUUUAAAAUUGCUCUGUGAUAUUCCUCCCUGCCCUGAGUUUGUAAAGUGUCGCUCCUACACAAGCUGUCUGGAAACAUCCAAAGCCAAAGGGGCACGUGGAACUCCUACAAGCCCCAUCCUGGGAUUCAGUUACCCACAACGACUUUGUGUCAAUCAGAUAUCUGCAGAGAGUGAUCACUGGCAUGUGAGAUGCACUGGCACAUGCUCCCGGUUCAGGCACUUGCUGUUCCGGUUCCAUUCUCGGUUAUGUCUGAUGUACUUUAUGGUUAUAAAGAUAACCUCUCACAGGUUCUAGUUGCAGGAUGGCCCCGGCCCAUUGAACCAGUUACAAUAAAGCUCAGUUACCACA